Gamsiella multidivaricata is the source of this 1016-nucleotide messenger RNA. RefSeq lists its product as uncharacterized. The record is from RefSeq and is a predicted model, not a curated record. Bases 130 to 987 code for a protein of 285 amino acids. Lineage: Eukaryota; Fungi; Mortierellomycota; Mortierellomycetes; Mortierellales; Mortierellaceae. The transcript is spliced from 2 exons.
CUCCCCGAUAAGAGUUUACUUCUUACACCUCUCCACCUCCUCCUCCUCGCUAUCUCCUUCUUUUCCUUUCUGAAUCCAACAGUACCGCUCCACCACUCAUACCCCAAUUGAACAGCCACUGGAACUACUAUGGCAAGUCCUGGAAAAGCCCUCUUGGAACUCAGCAAAGUCGCCGCGACGUGCUUGCAUGAUCCCCAUAUCAGAGGUGUGGCCCUCAAAGUUGGAGGUCCAGCUUUCCUAGUAGCCUCGAGUGCGAUGUCCAUCUAUCAAUAUGUCUACGCCAAAAACGAACGCGAGGAGAGUCAGACGCAGAUACGACAGCUACAGGAGAGUUUUCAGGAGCGAGACCUUCGGGACGAGAAGCGACAAGAACUCGAAGAGAUGCACCGCGCCGAAGUCGAGUCUCUUAAACGCUUGAUGAGCGAACGGGAGCAACAACAGCGAUACGAGAAUGCCGGCUUGAUGGAAGCCAUUCAGCAAAGUCAUGCCGAAAUCCUGGAGCAUGCCCAGCGUGAUAGCGACAGGCGUCUAGGCGAGGCACUGCAAGGACCGAUGGAACGGCUCGCGGCGCUCGAGCAAUCGCUGAUGCAGCUCCAGAUCCAGCGCCAAUCAGCCCCGAUGUUAACACCCCAGGUCUUGAUGCAGAUUGCCGCCAUGAUCUUUCCGGCCGUCUAUACCGCAGCCCUUAUGGCCCUCGCACGGCUCCAUCAGCCCACAACUGACGAUGAUCUGUGGUUACUGGACGCUGAUUCGGUAACCAUGGCUCAGGAGAGUACAGGUCGUAUAGGGUACUAUCCAUUAUCGUUCCCGUGCGCAUCAAUCUCGAGCGCAUCCUCGUUCAUUGAGGACAGCACUGAAGCUGAAGACCGCUUCUACGACUGCAACAAUGACGAUUGGGACGAUGAUCCUGAGGACAUUGAUUCUGAUGAGUUUGAAUGGACCGAAUCAGAGGUUGAGAAUAUUGGGUGUCGAGAGUCUGACAAAUGAGUACUAUAACAUGGACGCGACGCGUCCAU